Molecule: messenger RNA, 2556 nt
Organism: Histoplasma capsulatum G186AR
Lineage: Eukaryota; Fungi; Ascomycota; Eurotiomycetes; Onygenales; Ajellomycetaceae
Exons: 4
Coding region: 1-2556 (851 amino acids)
Source: RefSeq, a predicted model, not a curated record
AUGGUGGAUAUCUCGGUUGGUGAAGUUUCCGGCUUCAUCGCAGCGGGCAUCUUUGUCUUGCAGGUCUUUUUCCCCUUGGCUAUACCAGCUAUUCUCAUUGCCUUCAUUUCAGACACACACACCCUAGUUACAUGGUCUGUUCUCGGCCGUUUUCUUCAAUCAACGCCAUGGCCAACGCUUCUCAGUGUAGAUACUGUGGCCAGCACUGGUGUUAGAAGGCGGGUCAAUUUUGUGUCCUGGUUUUUAACCGUGGCUAUAGCGCUGGUCGCGAUCACAUCUAUUGUCACGCCCUUGGGCCUGUAUGAGUCUAUCGAGCCUUCGGGUGACAAGGAGAAUACCCCAUUUCGAUAUAUUAAGGACACCUCAGCGUUUGGGUACGGAACACCACCACGCCCUGAUGGGUUUUUCUCCAGGUACUGCGGCACGACGUAUACAUGUCCGGGCUCUACUGUCGAGAGAAAAUGUGAGAAAAUCGGCCUCUUGGAAAACUGUACGUCGAACAUACAAACCGCCCUCCCCGAAAGCUUCAUCACUCCUUUUAGAGAUGGCGCCACCAAGUUUUCACCGUCUGUGUCAAGCAUCUUCGACAUCCAGUGGAGAACCUACAUAAACAAUGCAGAUGACCCAAGCAAAGGAAUUUUCGUGAAGCCCGCCUAUCGUCAGUUGGCGACUCUGUUACUAGAAGAUAAAAUCUUGCCCGUUGAAGGUCUUGUUGUCGACAUGAAGACUGGGGGACUAGGUUUCCGGGCCCACACAGUGCCUCAACAUCGUUACGAGUUCGGCAGCAGAUGGAACGAGGAUAUCUUGUUCAUCGAGCCGGAGACGCAAUGCGUGGAUUUGAAUUUUACACUGGACUUCGUACUGCCUCGCGACGUGUCGACUAGCGACCAAUAUGUGGAGGAUCUCAAAAUUGUUGACCAUGGUGGUUUCUCUGGACUCCAUGAUAACGCUGCUCCAAGCCUUGAGCGAAUAAGUUCGAACGGGCAGGUCGAUCUCAACCUGAAGGAUCGGGCAAUGAGUGCGGGGUGGUUCAAUAAUUUCUUGACAAUGGUGUUCUACAAUGUUACAGACCCCGAUAUGCGCAACAUCAAGCGUCUGGACGUGUCCGAAGGAGACACUUUUCCACUGCCGUCAUUUUCUAAAAAUACCACAUUCCGUGUUGGGUAUGACGUUUUGCGCUCGAGUAUGGAGUUCGGAGAAUAUCUCAAUCUAACGGGCAAAUCGGGCAUGAACGGCACUAAAUGGAGUGAGAAUCCGUUUGAUAUCAGCAUGAGAAACUUUUCUUUUAUCACAAAUCUUUGUGCGGGAUCUACAUUCGACAGCCCGGCAAAUAUCAACACCACUCUCGUAGGUUGCAGUCUCCUUUACGGCGCUGCAAAUCGAAUUGACAAGGACGGUUCCUCUCUCAUCGCAAACCCAGGCUCACGGUGGUCACUACCGGUCUACAGCUGCGCUUCUUCUGUGAAAGCCUUAGUCAAAGAAGUCACCUUCCAUUUCAACGGCACAACAUUCGAAGCGCUAGAAGUAAACUCCACAAAGCCCAAAAUCUAUGCAGACCAGGAAUCCAAACCCCUUUGGGCUGUGGAGGACCUCAAAGAAAUUCCCAUUUCAAAUGGAAAACCACUCUGGGGAAUCCUCGGCCCUUCAAAGUCGACAGGGGAUAUUAAAUUUCCCUCCAAUAUUUCCACCACGUUCCACGAACACCUUUUUCUCCCAGGUUACAUGGACGAUUACACAAUCCUCCUAGAAGGCAGCAGAGGCGUAUCAGACGCUGCGCAGAACCUUCCCGGCACUGAAUUCUACACUCAGGCUAUGCUCACCGCGCUCACAAUUACUCGCCCCGGCGGGAAUCGCGGAUAUGUGGACUAUUCGGGUUUUACAAGCUUAGCUCUAUUUGCCAAAUGGCAAAGCCUGUCUAAAACGCCAGAGGGUGCCGCUAGAAUCCUCGAUUUGGUGUGGACAGACUCGGCAGCCAACGCGGUCAUGGGCACGAAGGGUUGGGGCGUGACCAGUUUCUCUGCAACAGCACAUCAGCAACGGCAGAGGGGAAAGCCGCAAGAUGCGAAUGUUAGAUAUAAAAAGCGUGAGACGGCCAUAACAGACCCAGCGGAACAAAUAGUGCCCGUUACACCUUUUAAGAAAUACAUCCGCUACAAAAUCCCUUUCGCGGUGCCCGCGUUUAUUAUACUGACCGUCACCCUCGCGACGAUCAUUGCACUUACAGUUCUGUGUGUUGUGGGCCGGACAGGGUCAAAGCGGAUGCGAACAUUUCUAGAAGCCUCUUCGACUGGCAGGAUUAUCGGGAGCCUUGUGGCGGUGGAGGGCGAAGAAAAUAUAACCAUGGGAACAAAGGAGUGGGUUAAAAGUGUAGGCAGGAAGGUUGUAAAAAUUACAAAGAAGGGCAUUAGUUUGGAGGGAGAGGGGCAAAAGGAAAACGAUGAUGAGGCAAUUGCCGAAGACGAGCCAAUCGUUGGUGAUGAGGCAACUGCUCAAAAUGAUGAGCUCGGGGAUCCAGAAGACGAUGAGCGGACGCAGAUGGUGGGACAAAGUUCUUAG